Haemonchus placei is the source of this 775-nucleotide messenger RNA. NCBI's taxonomy places the organism in Eukaryota, Metazoa, Nematoda, Chromadorea, Rhabditida, Trichostrongylidae. The record is from the annotation of a GenBank genome assembly.
GAAAUUUGUAAAUGGUGCUUCUUACACCUUUUUUCUUCCAAUAAACAAGUUCAGUGCAAGCUCCACCCACUCAUGCCUUGAUCCCGUGUAUUGGGAAGAUCUGCCAGAGAAUGAGUACGGUGAAAGGAGACUGAAUUGUCACAACUAUGAUCCCGAAACGAAAAGCCGAUAUCGAUGGAGAUUCAAUGGAUCGAGCAUUCUUCCAAAGCACACUGGAACACAUAAGGAAGAACUCAUAUUUGACAAAGGAUCGAAUGCAUACCGCGCUCUGUUCGCUGGAGAAUACAGUUGUUGUAUUCACGAGUCACUUGGAAGGGCAUGCUAUACGCAGCGGCUACUACUUAGAGCUUUAGAUCCUCCAGAAGAAAUUGGAGUGGACCUGACUGAUUCGGAGGUUUUAUAUGCAAAAGAAGGAAACUCGUACAAUCUACGUUUGGCUAAGAGCAAACUCAUGGAGGAGUUACGGUGUAAUCUCAAUAACCAUUCAACACCGGAAAAUGUUAUUCCAUUAGUAACAAAACGAAAAACCGCAAACCAUCAUCUCAAAAUUGAACACAUCUCGGCCGACAACGUUGGAGAGUAUAAUUGUACCUUACGACUCUACAAAAAGGUUCAAUUUCUUCAUAUUACAGGACUAUCGCACAAAGAAGUUCUCCGUCGUACUUGGAUCCGAUCCACAGCUUUCUUCUGCCUUCAAUCUUCCAUUGACGUUUUCUAUCGGAUGUAUUGUUUCGUUGAUGAUCUUGCUAGUAUAAAAAAGUGGGUUCUGCCAUAA